GCCCACCCCCGCCAGCAUGGCCACCGACUCCUGGGCCUUAGCCGUGGACGAGCAAGAAGCCGCCGCACAGUCGUUGAGCAACUUGCAUCUCAAGGAAGAAAAACCUAAGCCAGAGGCCAAUGGUGCCGUUGUCAAAACCGAUAACAAUGCGGAAAAGACUGAAGAUGAGGAGAAAGAGGACAGGGCUGCACAGUCAUUGCUAAACAAGCUGAUCCGCAGUAAUCUCGUCGACAACACAAACCAAGUGGAAGUCCUGCAGCGGGAUCCAAAUUCCCCCCUCUAUUCGGUGAAAUCCUUCGAAGAGCUACGACUGAAACCCCAGCUUCUGCAGGGAGUCUAUGCCAUGGGCUUCAAUCGACCAUCCAAGAUCCAAGAGAAUGCCCUCCCCAUGAUGCUCGCAGAACCACCUCAAAACCUGAUUGCACAGUCUCAGUCCGGUACUGGAAAAACAGCCGCCUUUGUCUUGGCUAUGCUCAGCCAGGUGGAACCCUUGAACAAGUACCCGCAGUGUCUGUGCCUUUCCCCCACGUACGAGCUGGCUCUCCAGACGGGAAAAGUGAUCGAACAGAUGGGCAAGUUUUAUCCGGAACUCAAACUUGCGUAUGCCGUACGAGGCAACAAAUUGGAGCGAGGUCAGAAAGUGUCGGAGCAUAUUGUGAUCGGGACCCCCGGGACGGUCCUGGACUGGUGUUCCAAGCUGAAGUUUAUCGACCCCAAGAAGAUCAAAGUGUUCGUCCUGGACGAGGCCGAUGUGAUGAUCGCCACCCAAGGCCACCAAGACCAGAGCAUCCGCAUCCAGAGAAUGCUCCCCCGAGACUGCCAGAUGCUGCUCUUCUCAGCGACCUUUGAAGAUUCAGUGUGGAAGUUUGCCCAGAAAGUCGUCCCCGACCCCAACAUCAUUAAGCUGAAGCGAGAAGAGGAGACGUUAGACACCAUCAAGCAGUAUUACGUGCUCUGCAGUAAUCGAGACGAGAAGUUCCAGGCGCUCUGUAACCUGUACGGGGCCAUUACCAUUGCGCAAGCUAUGAUUUUCUGUCACACUCGGAAAACGGCUGGCUGGCUGGCAGGAGAGCUGUCACGAGAAGGCCAUCAAGUGGCUCUUUUAAGUGGCGAGAUGAUGGUGGAGCAGAGAGCUGCAGUGAUCGAUCGUUUCAGAGCGGGCAAAGAGAAAGUGUUGGUGACCACCAAUGUGUGUGCCAGAGGUAUUGAUGUCGAGCAGGUGUCUGUGGUGAUCAACUUCGACCUGCCGGUGGACAAGGACGGGAAUCCAGAUAACGAGACGUACCUUCACCGGAUCGGACGCACUGGCCGCUUCGGCAAGCGAGGGCUGGCGGUGAACAUGAUCGACAGCAAGCACAGCAUGAACAUCCUUAACCGGAUCCAAGAACAUUUCAAUAAGAAGAUAGACAGACUGGAUACAGAUGAUUUGGAUGAGAUUGAGAAAAUAGCCAACUGAAAAGCAGCUGCCGGAUUUGGUUUUCGCCCUCCCAGGGUGGGGGUGCAUCUCCCUCUACAAUUGGUCUGACGUUCAGAUUGGCACAACUCUCAGCUGGUCACAAAAAGGACUCUGUUGUGAAUCCACAGAAAUUACCUCAUUUGAAAUCACGGUUGGGUUUUUAAAUUGUGCAACUAAUGCAGGGAGGUAGCAAGAGAACAUGUUUACACAAGCUUUUCAGAUUUCUUAGUUUAGCCUUAAGAUGGGGAAAACAAUUAAAGACUUGCCAAAAAGCGGACUCUGAAUUAACAUCUAAAAAGUAAUAAAUGACUUCUCACUUCACUGGGACAUAGCUUUCUAAGCAUUCUUGGUCAGCAAAGAGGGUCAAAUAUACAGCCGAUGGAUUAUUAUUAUUAUUAUUGUUAUUAUUAUUAAGCUUAGAGCAAAAACUCAAGAUGAAUGGGUUCUUCUUUUCCUGUAGCUAAAAUGAUUUGCAGCUUCUCGAGUUCAUUUCUUAAUGCCCAUUCCCUAAGCCUUUCCUCCUCUCGGCCCCUAGAGCCGUGGUCAUUUUUAACUGAACGGAAUCAUGUGCUUCUAAGUGCCGAUCGAAAGAACAGUUUUGAAUCUGUGCACAGUGGCUGGAUUGCUAAUUAUGUAAUUGCCUUUGAAAUCAUUGCCGUCGAUGGUAUAAAAAAGAAAAUUAUACGAGGAGGUGGAAAAGGCUACUGCGCGAACGCUUAUUUUCCCCCCCACCCCGUACUCUGCUUACAGACUGUCUCCUUGUCCGACGUACUUCUGAUGAAUUUACACGUCCAGCGCCGGGCCCAGUUUGUUCGGCUUCGUCGUUUUCAGCAAUCUUAAGUCUCCCCUCAAAAGCAGCCACUCGCGCCUCUGAGGCUCCGCCGCAUCUCAUCAUUGCUUCUCAUCUCCCCCUCGCAUCUUCCUCUCUCUCGCUUUCUAGCUCCGUAUUCCAGCUUACCAUUCAGUAGCCGUCUGGGUAUCCUGCCCCAUUCCUUCUGUAUUCCCAUUCUACCAGCGGGGAAGUGUGGCUUCAGUGCCGAUCGAUUGGCAGCGUUCCCGCAUCCCUUGGGAUGGAAUCCCUUCCUACCAUCGUGGUAAGUGUAGCUUGCAGGUGAAGCAAUUAACUGUCCACUGUCAUCAGUAUUUAUCAAAUACGUACUGGGUUCAGAGUGUCUUAAAAGGCGCUUGGGGAACAUAGGGAAAAUAAGGCGUGUUCCCUGUCUUUAAGGAGCAUGCGAUUGAACGGGAAGUCAGAUAUGUCUGAAGCGUGUUUAGGCGGUUGGUUGGACGGCUCUGUAGGCCUCCUGGCUUGUUGCCUCUUUGGCAGAUGGAAUGCAGUGGCAAAGGUGGUGCUGGCCUUCCCGAUUUGGUUUUUGUUCUAUUUAUCAGUGCAUCAGUGGAUAAUGGGCUGUCUAGGGAGCCAAAUUCGAUCAUCAUGUUCGCUUCUCCAUUUUGUUUUAUUUAUCAGAGUGGAUCAUUGGAUAACGUGCCGCCUAGGGAGCAGAAUUCUGUGGUCACGUUCACUUCUCUAUAGAUAAUGGGCUGCCUGGGGAGCUAAAUUCUCCGAUCGGGCUCUAUUUCCAGUGAAGAUCAUCUUCAGAUAUACGGAGGGUUUCCCUGGUGCAAUUUCACCUCAGUUUUUUUUAAUCCGUAGUGCUUUGCUCACUCUGUUAAACAGCUCACAAUUGUGCGGCGGUUGGGGCAGGGGGGUAAGGGAGGGGGGUGUGUGUGCGUGUGUAGAACCCAGUCAUCCAUAUUAAACAAAUGUGGGAUAACUGUCUCUAGGGAUCUGGUCGAUGCUUGGAAUUUUAAAGUUGGAAACUUCCCAGAUGAUCAGAAUGAUUUUCCAAGAGGAGUAUCUCGGUCCUCAGUUCUGUUCCCCUGAAUGCCUGCCUAUUAAAUCUGAUAGAAAAACAUAAGAAACGUCAUCCUUGGGCUGACUGCCGGUCUAUCCAGCCCAGUUUGCCGACUCCAGCGGUAACAGAGAGACUACUUGGGAGGAUUUUGUGUGGUGGCUGCCCUCUUUGACCCCCUGUCCUGACCUGACUAACUUCUUUUUCCCUCCACGUCCCAACUCUCCAUCCCCUAACCCAUUCUGAACUCUUAUCCGUGCACUGACUCGGACGUCUUCUUGCUAGCCUCUAAGUACCAAACUUGUAAACCAGAUUCUCGAUGGAGUAAGUUGAGCAAUAAGAUGGGGGAGAAGGGGCAAGGCUGUUAAUUACCCUAUGUAGAAAUCCAUCAAUAACAAUCUUUAGUCUCUUAGAGGCACAAUGGGAAUUGGAUUUGCAGUUGCUCCUUGUUUGGGUAGGUGGAUGACUUUAGUGAAUGACACUUUCCACACAUUUGGUGAGAAAAAGGGGUUUUGAUCCGUAUUGAAGUUGGGCGCAGGAAAGUGGGGAAGAAAUCAUGAAGCGGCCCAAAAAAUUCAAGCGUCGGAUUGACCUGUUAAAAUAUGGAUGAUUCUGUCUUUCUUGACGCGUAACUCACUAAACACUGUUGGGAAGAAAUCCGCUCUGUGUGGUGGUCCGGCAAAGUGGUCCCUAAAGACCUGAACUCUGAAGUUACCCCUUGAUCUGGGAAGUUCUUUUCCCUAAAGAUUGACUUCGGCAUUGGGCUUCUUGUCCAUUGGGACCAUUUUGGGGGUACAAGCGUGUGGAUUUUUGUUUUCUCCCCGUUUCUUGGAGAGAGAAAGUAAGCUCCUAAACUUUUUGGUGUGUAAUCUCGUAGUGGGGUGGCAGGGUGAGUGUCCUGUCUCUCUCUCUCUCUCUCUCUCUUUCUCCCUCUCUCAGCACAAGAAUCAAUUCAGAACAAAUGUACAAAUUGUAAAUUUAAAAGGAAUCUCUCUUUUGUUUUGCGAUUUUGGCCAUCAUUCUGUUCACAGACAGGAACGUGGAUCCUUUUACCGAGUAAAAAAAAAAAAGGCUCACUUAAAAUGUACCUAAAAUUUUAGGAGAUUGUACACCCUUUUAUCAAUUUGUAUAAAGCCUUUAAUGAAAACUGUUUAAAUUGAAACUUUUUUGUAUUCCGGGGGUGUAUAUUUUUAUUCUUCUUCUUAUUGGAAACCUAUUUAAAAUGGCAGACGAGUGAAUGCUUGAGUGUAGAGUGGAAGUUUAGUUUCGGUCACCUACGUGAACGGUGCAUUGGAUUGGGUCGCUGCCGGCCCUGUGUGCUGUUUCUGAUGUACUUUUAAUUGGAAUAAAAAGAACACAUGCCAAAUCCUG
Molecule: messenger RNA, 4680 nt
Organism: Tachyglossus aculeatus (Australian echidna)
Lineage: Eukaryota; Metazoa; Chordata; Mammalia; Monotremata; Tachyglossidae
Product: ATP-dependent RNA helicase DDX19B
Exons: 12
Coding region: 17-1456 (479 amino acids)
Biological process (GO): poly(A)+ mRNA export from nucleus
Cellular component (GO): cytoplasmic stress granule; nucleus
Molecular function (GO): ATP binding; RNA binding; RNA helicase activity
Source: RefSeq, a predicted model, not a curated record